CCACAAUUUUCGAUAUGUCGAACUUUUGGCUUUUCUCUUUUGAACCAUUCCGCUCAUUCGACCCUCAACGCCCAACGACCAACACCCAUUGCCUGGUAAUAUUUCAUCACCAGUAAACCGCAACCAUGGGUAUUUCUCGCGAUUCUCGUCACAAGCGAUCGGCCACCGGUGCCAAGCGCGCCUACUACAGGAAGAAGCGCGUUUUCGAGUCUGGUCGUCAGGAGGCCAACACCCGUAUCGGCCCCAAGCGCAUCCACACCGUCCGCACCCGCGGUGGCAACCAGAAGUUCCGUGCUCUCCGUCUCGACUCCGGUAACUUCGCCUGGGCCUCUGAGGGCAUCACCCGCAAGACCCGUGUCAUCGUCGUCGCCUACCACCCUUCCAACAACGAGCUGGUCCGAACCAACACCCUGACCAAGUCCGCCGUUGUCCAGAUUGAUGCCGCCCCCUUCCGUCAAUGGUACGAGGCCCACUACGGCCAGAACCUUGGCCGUCGCCGACAGCAGAAGCAGGGUAAGGAGGAGGAGGUCGUGAAGAAGAGCUCUUCCGUCGAGAAGAAGCAGGCCGAGCGCUACUCCGCCCAGGGCAAGGUCGACAGCGCUCUCGAGAAGCAGUUCGAGGCUGGUCGUAUCUUCGCCGUCAUUGCCUCGCGUCCCGGCCAGAGCGGUCGCUGCGACGGUUACAUCCUCGAGGGUGAGGAGCUGGCUUUCUACCAGCGUAAGCUCCACAAGUAGAUUGCUCCAUAGCUACGGCUGGGGGCAGCAUCUACUAUUACUCGCGGGAAAUGAAUUUCGACGAGGAAACGUCAUGUCAGCAUUGCACUUUGGUAUCGGUGUUCACGGAUUAUGUCUCUGUCUUCGGCAUGGAUUGGGUUCACAUUGAGAUAGUCAGAUCAAAUAAAAGAUCAACCAAAAGUGCUGCUAUUUGAGAA
This is a messenger RNA of Truncatella angustata, 931 nucleotides long. Its product is annotated as putative ribosomal protein Rps8bp. The record is from RefSeq and is a predicted model, not a curated record. Gene Ontology annotation, biological process: translation; maturation of SSU-rRNA from tricistronic rRNA transcript (SSU-rRNA, 5.8S rRNA, LSU-rRNA). Gene Ontology annotation, molecular function: structural constituent of ribosome. The transcript is spliced from 3 exons. Lineage: Eukaryota; Fungi; Ascomycota; Sordariomycetes; Amphisphaeriales; Sporocadaceae. Gene Ontology annotation, cellular component: cytosolic small ribosomal subunit; ribosome. Bases 126 to 734 code for a protein of 202 amino acids.